UGCGGCCUAUCUCCGCCGUGUACCAACGCAUUUAAGAAAGCCACGCGCGUUGUUGACAAAACCUGGGAAAGUCGCGUCUCGGAUACGGAUAUCCUAUUACCAACAUGUCGCUCAAGAUCGUAGUUUCUGGUGUCACUGGUCGCAUUGGCGCGCAUGUGCUGCACCAUGCGCUACAAAACCCGCUCGUAUCGAGGGUUAUCGCAAUAUCACGGCGGCCCCCACCCGGGAUAGAAAUUCACGCUAAGCUGGAGGUAGUGUUGCUUGAGGACUUUACAAAAUACCCCGACGAUGUGCUUGCGAAACUAUCCGGGGCAGACGGAUGCAUCUGGUGUAUGACGACAACGGCUGGUGAUCCCAUGUUAGAGCUAGAAUAUCCCAGGGCGUUUGCUGAGGCGUUUGGAUCGACCAUGCCAGUCGACUCAAAGCGCUUUCGGUAUUUGCACUUGUCAGGCGGGAUGGUGGAACGCGAUCAGGAGAAGUCAUUAUGGAUGAAAGGCUCGAUGCGCAAGAUCAAGGGCCGAGGAGAAGUUCAAAUGCUUGAAUUCGCAAAGCUGAACGAAAGCUGGACCACAGUCAUAGCUCGGCCAGGCAUGGUUGUGCAAAGAGGCAGUCUUGUUGGUGAGGCUUCCAUGAUGAUGGCUGGCUCUUCUGGCUCCUUCAUCCGAUUUGAUGAGCUUGCGCUUGCACUCGUGGAUGCGGUUGUACAUGGCAGCGAAGAGCUGUUACUACCUUCUGCACUCGUACAACGAGGCCAACAAUUGGUGAGGGAGGCCAUCAAGUGACCUGUUCAGUCAGAAAGGAGGGGGAGAUGUUUUGGAUUCCAUUUGAUCCAUGAGUUGGAAGCGAAGGCUGGCGCCAAACUACCGCUUAAUUUCCUACCGCAUAUGAUCACUGUCAAUACCGGGAAGGUUCCGCGUGUGCGCAUGAUCCAUCGAGAUCAUCUAUGUUCAUCCGCUAUCUGCUGGUA
Alternaria rosae is the source of this 967-nucleotide messenger RNA. RefSeq lists its product as uncharacterized. The coding region runs from base 105 to 782 and encodes 225 amino acids. The transcript has 3 exons. The record is from RefSeq and is a predicted model, not a curated record. Lineage: Eukaryota; Fungi; Ascomycota; Dothideomycetes; Pleosporales; Pleosporaceae.